AUGGACAGCACGUUGGCUAAACUAGACGCUUCUGCUUUUCUUCAAGUCUGGCAACACUUCGACAAAGCCGAUAAUGGCUACAUCCAAGGAAAGGAAUUGGAAGAGUUUUUCCGACACGUCGUUAAGAAAUUAGGGAUAAGUGGUAAACUCGCUGAGGAAAAGGUUCAACAUCUGAGAGAAAGAUUAAUGUCGACCUCUGGCAUCGGUGCGGACGGACGGCUGCAGAUUGAAGAGUUGGCGACAAUGAUCCUCCCGGAGGAGGAGAACUUCCUGUUGCUGUUCCGCAGAGAGACCCCGCUGGACAGUAGCGUGGAAUUCAUGAGGAUCUGGAGAAACUAUGAUGCUGACAGCAGUGGAUACAUCUCAGCGGUGGAGUUAAAGAGCUUCCUGCAGGAUCUGUUCCAACAGCACCAGAAGGUGAUCACCAGUGCCAAACUGGAGGAGUACACUGAUGCUAUGAUGAAAAUGUUUGACAAAAACCAAGAUGGUCGACUGGAUCUGAAUGAUCUGGCCAGAAUCCUUUCUUUAAAGGAAAACUUCUUGCUGAAAUUUGAAAUGGAUGCUUGCAGCCAGGAGGACAGAAAAAGGGACUUUGAGAAGAUCUUUGCCCACUACGAUGUGAGUAAGACUGGGGCAUUAGAAGGGCCAGAGGUGGAUGGAUUUGUCAAAGACAUGAUGGAGCUGGUGAAGCCCAACCUCAGUGGGGCGGACCUGGACAAGUUCCGGAGGAUUCUGCUGGGCCACUGUGACAUUAAUGGAGAUGGAAAGAUCCAGAAGAAUGAGCUGGCUUUGUGUCUGGGCCUGAAGUUGAGUCCAUGA
Chanos chanos (milkfish) is the source of this 819-nucleotide messenger RNA. RefSeq names its product secretagogin. Gene Ontology annotation, molecular function: calcium ion binding. The record is from RefSeq and is a predicted model, not a curated record. Gene Ontology annotation, biological process: regulation of presynaptic cytosolic calcium ion concentration; regulation of long-term synaptic potentiation. Lineage: Eukaryota; Metazoa; Chordata; Actinopteri; Gonorynchiformes; Chanidae. The coding region runs from base 1 to 819 and encodes 272 amino acids. The transcript is spliced from 11 exons. Gene Ontology annotation, cellular component: nucleus; synapse; terminal bouton.